This is a messenger RNA of Coregonus clupeaformis (lake whitefish), 5327 nucleotides long. RefSeq names its product amyloid-like protein 1. The record is from RefSeq and is a predicted model, not a curated record. The coding region runs from base 9 to 2111 and encodes 700 amino acids. Gene Ontology annotation, molecular function: alpha-2B adrenergic receptor binding; transition metal ion binding; alpha-2C adrenergic receptor binding. Gene Ontology annotation, biological process: central nervous system development; axonogenesis. The transcript has 16 exons. NCBI's taxonomy places the organism in Eukaryota, Metazoa, Chordata, Actinopteri, Salmoniformes, Salmonidae. Gene Ontology annotation, cellular component: plasma membrane; Golgi apparatus.
CCUUGGCCAUGGCGGAGGUGAAUGGACCGGGGCCCCUGGUGGCCGAGCCGCAGAUUGCCAUGUUCUGUGGGCGUCAGCUGCUGCAUAUGAACCCUGAGACUGGCCAAUGGGAGCCUGACCCUCAGGGCCGCCAGGGCUGCUUCACAGAGCCCAACCAGAUCCUGUCCUACUGCCAAGAGAUGUAUCCAGCCCUGCAGAUCUCCCAUGUGGAGGAGUCCUCCAGCCCCGUCACCAUCCCAGCCUGGUGUAAGAAGGGCUGGGGCCACUGCCAGACACGGCCCUUCAUCGUCAUGCCCUACCGCUGCCAGGUGGGUGAGUAUGUGAGUGAGGCCCUGUUGGUUCCAGACCGAUGCCGUUUCCUGCACCAGGAGCAGAUGGAUGCCUGUGAGAGCUACGUCUACUGGCACAACAUAGCCAAGGAGGCCUGCACAGCAGACAGUCUGGAGCUGCAUAGUUAUGGGAUGCUGUUGCCGUGCGGCGACCGUUUCCGUGGGGUGGAGUAUGUGUGCUGCCCGGGGAGGGGCGGGUCCAGUGGCAGGGGGGAGACAGAGGGCGGGGACGCUCUCCCAGCAGGACCCCAGGCCCUCACCCCUCAGGCCAAAGUCAAUACAGGAGUCAAAGUGACAACACCCACCCCAAGCCCCUCUCCUGACACCGAUAUGGACGAGACAGAUAUGGAGGAGGAAGAUGAUGAGAUGGUGGAAGAGGAUGAGCAGGUGGAGGAAGAGGAAGAGGAGGAGGCAGUAGAGGAUGAAGAGGAGGAGGAGGAGGAGGAGCAGCAGCAGCAGGAGGUUGCAGCAGCAGUGAAAGACCCAGAGGAGUAUGAGUACUCCAUUGACUCUGGCCCCUACCAGGCUUCUGACUACACAGACUCCUUCUACUAUGAGAAAGGCCAGGGUCAGGCUGGUCGCAACCCCUCCACAUCCCCACCCCAGAUCAGGGGAGACAGCCUGCCCACCCCUCGCCCCACAGAUGGCGUGGAUGUUUACUUCGAGAUGCCAGGGGACGACAGCGAACACGCCAACUUCCUGCGUGCCAAGAUGGACCUGGAGGAGCGGCGAAUGAAACGCAUCAAUGAGAUCAUGAAGGAAUGGGCUGAGGCUGACAACCAGUCCAAGAACCUGCCCAAGUCUGACCGCCAGGCCCUUAAUGAGCAUUUCCAGUCUGUGUUGCAGACUCUGGAGGAGCAGGUGGCAGGGGAGAGACAGAGGCUGGUGGAGACCCACCUGGCCCGCGUGGUGGCCACCCUCAACAACAACCGCAGACUGGCCUUGGAGAGCUACCUGACCGCCGUGCAGGCCGAGCCCCCACAGCCCGAGCGGGUGCUGCAGGCUCUGAAGCGAUACAUGGCAGCAGAGCAGAAGGACCGCAGACACACUCUGAGACACUACCAGCACAUUGAGGCCGUCGACCCCCAGAAGGCUGAGCAGAUGAAGUUCCAGGUCUACACCCACCUCCAUGUGAUUGAGGAGAGGAUGAACCAGAGCUUGGCUUUACUCUACAAGGUCCCUGCCUUGGCUGAGGAGCUGCACGAUGAUAUCCAGGAGCUGGUGAAGGCGGAGCGAGGAGACAUUAGUGAGCUCAUGACCACUUCCUUCUCUGAGACGCGCACUACCGAGGAGCUGCUUCCUGCCGAGAGUGAGGAGGAGAAGGAUGACGAAGAGGAGGAGGAGAGAGCCUUCCAGAACAGGCCCUACCCACCCCGCAUCGACCCACAGCCCAACGCUAAGAAAGCCUCUACAGACGAGUAUGACUAUGCCACAUCUGAGAGAAGCCCCACAUAUGAAUAUGAGGAGAAAAUUAACACCUCUGUGGAGCUCAAGCAGGUGGUCUACAAGUCUCCUGAGAUCCAGACAGAUGAACUGCAACCUGACGCCAUGGAGACGUUCAACCGCGGGGCCAUGGUGGGGUUGCUGGUGGUCGCCGUGGCCAUCGCCAUGGUGAUGGUGGUCAGUCUGUUGCUGGUGCGCAGGAAGCCGUACGGCACCAUCAGCCACGGCAUCGUGGAGCAGGUUGACCCCAUGCUGACACCAGAGGAGCGCCAACUCAACAAGAUGCAGAACCACGGCUACGAAAAUCCCACCUACAAAUUCUUUGAACAAAUGAACUGAGGCGGUGGAUGUGACCUCCCGGUCAUGCCCAAUCACACAAGGCGCUCCCUUUCUUUGUUCCCCUCCUAGGGGCGGUCCCAGUCACACCCCCUAUGAUGUAUUAAGAUGUAUCAUUACGACCAACAUUUUAAUGUAACUUGACAAGCAAAUAAUGGGGAAUAUGCCCCAAACCUCUGACCAACCAUGUCCCCACAUCAGUUUUUGGAAUGUAAACCAGUAACGGAGACGUAUUACCCAUCCUCUUACUCUUCUAGAAUAAAGGGGUGGACAUUAAUGCCAUAGUGUAACAAUCAUCUCCUUUAGAGAGAUUCACUCCUGUCUACUUGGAUUGGAAUGGCUUGAGUUGACCCCCUUAUUCUUAUUAAAUGGAUUGAUAUUUGUCAGAAACUGACUCAAUGUUGAACAGUUCAUUUUGCUUUGUUGUGUAUGUCAUCUGUUUAUUCUUUGUUGGAUUGUGUUACAGCUGUGAUUCAUUAUAUUCCAGUUCAGAUAGUGUAAAAUGUGAACAAACAAUAUAGUAUAACUGAUCUAAAACUCCACACAAACUGGUUCUCUCUAAAGCUACAAUGACUCUGACAUGAUGACCACCAAGCCAACCCCACCUCCAUGAGUCAAUGUAGGACAGCUUCUUUCAAAGCCAGGCACAGUUCUAACGGUUAAGCAGAGAUGAGGAGGUUGGGUUGGGAAUGUGAGGUAUUGAAGCUUGAUUGACUUAGUUGUUACUUAGUAAUUACUUACACCAACAUAUAUUAUCAAUCCAUAGUAAAAUGGGUUGGUGGUCUUUUGAUAUUCAGCCCAACCUCAUCUCCUUCAGUCUGUGGCAUCUGACACAAUCGGCACCCAGAGCCUAUUCCAUGUGAUGUGAACUAUUUAAUUGAACUAAUGUACCAAAUGUACCAUUAAGUUAAGUGAAUGACUGCUACCUAAAAAAAAAUAACAAAGUAAUCAGAAGUCCAUUAUUUUUAUGAAAGCAUGCAGAUUUGGUGUAUGACGCUACCGUCUUUGUGUUGUUCCUGUUCUUUGCUUUUGAUAAGAUGGAAAUGUGACAGAUUAAAAUGGACAGUGUAAAUAUCUUUAGAAAAAACAUGACAUAAAAAUAGACAUUUCUAGAAUGAAUUUGCAUCAGUGUAAUGGAAUAAAAACAAAAAAAGAAGAAUACCUUGUGCUGUUCAGAGAGAGAGAACAUUUUCCUAACAUGGCUGAUUGAAAACGGACUGUUGUAAAAACCAGCACAAGACUACACAGUUAACUUCUGACUGAAUGUAUUUUAGGUAGAUGUUGAGACUCCAUCCUCUUCGAUAAUGCAUCACUCCCAUAGUAGAACCCCAAGGACUAACCUGUAAUCAAUAGACAAGCUACAUGUCCAGUACCUUCCUCAUUAUCUCACCGUAGUUUAACACUGGAUGUCUAUUUUCACUAUUUGCAGGUCUGAAUGAGAACAGUGGGAUGUCAUUCAUUAUUGUGGUGCAAUGGACUUUAGCAUUAGUGAUGUUGACAAAAAUUGUGAUAUUGGGUAACAGUUGUGCCUAAGGGAGGGAUGCCGAGGCCUUGUCUAUUACUCAGAUUGGGUGUGACCACAAUAUUUGCUCUAGCACACCUUAGUGGGAGUUAUUUUCAGUUUAUUGCUUCAAAUUCAAGUUAAUCUUUAGGGACAUAGCAGGUUUUUAGGCAGGAUGAACAUACAAUACAGAACAUAUAGAUUCUGUAUAAACACCAGUUGAAUGUUAGUCCACUGUUGAUGCUACUUUUUCAGUUCCAUUUCUCAUCCUAGGGAGAUCGGUCGGUUGCAUCUCACUGAAGCGUCGGUCACAGUUGUUAUGAUCAAUAUCAUUCACUGUUUAUAGAUAAGGAGGGAUUGUCCCCUUUUUCAAUGACUGAUUGUUGACGUCUUGGAUGGGUUUUAUGUUGAAUUUAUUUUUCACUACAUUACUUUGGUACCAGAGAGAGAUCUCUGUGUUGGAUGGUCACAUACACAGUAGGAGGUUUCUUCGUAAUCUACAGUGUCAACUACAACUACUGUUGGCCUACUGUACUACAGAUGAUCCUAACCAAAACCAAUCUUUCACUACUAUCAGAAUUCUGAAAAUAGCACUUUUUAAAACACCACCAGUCCUGAAACAUCCUUAGAGGUUCAUAGUUUAUUUAUAACUCAUGGCUAGGUUGUUCUGCUGUUGUGUACUUCAUGAAACCACUGGCGACACGAGGGAGUAAAUUAUUGAUCACAUCGGAGGAGAGAUGUGGCUGACUCACCCUCAUCACUUCAAACCGUUCUGUUUCUUUAUUCAAACACUGCUUUGAAUAUGGGGAAGACGAGGUCAAAUACUUGAGCUCAGAGAUUUGAAUUUUCCAUGUAUUGCUUUUGGAUUGUAGGAAUCACAGGUUGUGGUUGCUGCAUCAAGAUAAGUAGAGAGCUGAGAUAGUCCUUGUAUAAUUUGUACAGCUCCAUUUAGUUGAACCUUGUAUCGAUACUACUGAAACUAUAGAAGAGAAUAAGCUUGCCUAUGUUUCCCCAAAGACUCAAGGUUUUCAUACCAGCAUUUAGCAGACGUAGAAUGGUGUAUACUGUAGUGACUGAACACACAUUUGUAUGUCCUCUCUUGAUUAAGAUACUUCUAUGUUGGCCUUCCUCCCCUCCGCAUCCAAUGAAAAUGUAAACAAUUAUAUGGAGAGUUUAAUUGCUGCAUUAUUGCCUUUUACAAUGCUGUGUUUUGGAUGUAAUUAUGUAUUUUUUAUUUCUAAGUAAUAAUCAAUUGGAUUGAGGGUCAUGUUUUCUCGCUGUAUGAACAAUGUAGUAGCUUGUAUAAGAAUACAUAUUGGCACCCUAAAGAGGUUAAGUGAUGUCUAACCUGCAGUUCAGAUACAGUAGACCUACGCUGUCUGUAGGUCUAUAACUAAAUUGUCCAUGGAGUGGCGCCAAGCACAACUGUGAACAAAUUAUUGCUCUAUGCCAGACACAGUUACUGAUUUGAACUCCCACCAUUUUGACUAUACUCUGAUUGGAAUGAUACUGAUGACAUCACUGAGAGAGCUGAUCUUCAAAUCCAUUCAGAACUUGACCAAAGACAUGCUCUGCUCUAGAAGAGAUCAGACAACUGACUCAUUUGACCAAUUGUCCUUGAGCUAUGUAGAGUGUAAUUCAUGUGCAAGAAAUCUGAGCAAUGGAGAUCUGAUUUAAGCUAAUUAAUACUGUAAUAAAAUUACAAAUGACCCACGAAA